CGCGUGCGCCGCCGCUGGCCGGGCUGGAGCUGCAGCGGUUGGAAGAUGAUGCCUGUGGCCGAAGGACUUGGCUCGGCAUGCGUGGCUGUUCCCUCUGUGGAUGCCGAAGCCUCCGUCCGUUCCCGGUCAUGAGAGGAAUCUUAUGUCAGAGAUGAAACUGCUUCAGUUGUGUGCAGAGAAAAGGAGACAAACCCCUAAAGCAAAGAAAUCUAGAUCAAAGAAAAAAUACUCAAGGGCCAUGCAAGCCAACUGUAACCAACUGCACAGUUCUUCAGGAACUGUAGGUGGUGAGGAUGCAUCAACCUCCCAGUGUAUCCAUGCAGCAAGACUAACUGGAGAAGGAUCUUGUCUUCAUUCUGGUGAUGUUCAUAUCCAGAUAAAUGCCAUACCUAAAGAAUAUGUUGAAAAUCCAAGUUCCAGAAAUACAAGGUCCAGUGUCCACAGCUGUACUCAUGGAUGUGUACACAGUCGUUUCCGGAGUCACUCCCACAGUGAAGCAAGGCAGCCUGAUGACACUGCCACAGAAUCUGGAGAACAUGGAAGCAGCUCCUUCUCAGAAUUUCGCUAUCUUCUCAAGUGGCUGCAAAAAUGCCUUCCAUAUAUUCUGAUUUUGAGUGUCAAACUUUUUAUGCAGCAUUUAACAGGGAUUUCUCUUGGAAUUGGGCUGCUAACAACUUUUAUGUAUGCAAACAAAAGCAUUGUAAAUCAGGUUUUUCUAAGAGAAAGGUCCUCAAAGAUUCAUUGUGCUUGGUUGCUGGUAUUCUUGGCAGGAUCUUCUAUUCUUUUAUACUAUACCUUUCAUUCUCAGUCACUUUAUUACAGCUUAAUUUUCUUGAAUCCUACAUUGGAUCAUUUGAGCUUCUGGGAAGUACUUUGGAUUGUUGGAAUUACAGACUUCAUUCUGAAAUUCCUCUUCAUGGGCUUAAAAUGCCUUAUUUUAUUGGUGCCUUCUUUUAUCAUGCCUUUUAAAUCAAAGGGUUACUGGUAUAUGCUUUUAGAAGAAUUAUGUCAGUAUUACCGAACUUUUGUUCCCACACCAGUUUGGUUUCGUUACCUGAUAAGCUACGGGGAGUUGGGUAAUGUAACUAGGUGGAGUCUUGGGAUAUUGCUGGCUUUACUCUACCUCAUACUAAAACUUUUGGACUUUUUUGGACAUUUGAGAACUUUCAGACAGGUUUUACGUAUAUUUUUUACACGACCCAGUUAUGGAGUAGCUGCCAGCAAGAGACAGUGUUCGGAUGUGGAUGAUAUUUGUUCAAUAUGUCAAGCUGAAUUUCAGAAGCCAGUUCUUCUCAUUUGCCAGCAUAUAUUUUGUGAAGAGUGCAUUACCUUGUGGUUUAACAGAGAGAAAACAUGUCCCCUCUGCAGAACUGUGAUUUCAGACUGUAUAAACAAAUGGAAAGAUGGAGCCACUUCAUUACACCUUCAAAUAUAUUAAUGGUAUAAAUUAUUAAGGCCACAAAACACUAAUAUGGUAAUUGUGACUAUUUGGUAAAGGCAUUAGAAUGUAUUUUAAGGACUUGACAAAAAAAUGUUUCCAAAUUGUUCCAAACUUUUACAAGGCUUAUGUGUGUAGUUCAAUUUAUCAAGAGUAAAUGAAAGAACCUUAAAAGUAUAUAAUAUUCAACCUAAUAAUAUGCAAUUUAUUAUACCCUUUUUUGACACCUAAUUGCAGUGUUAAAUUGUAAAAAUAUGUUUUAUUAUUAUCAAAACAGCAAUUAGAAUCCAGUGGUUUGAAAAUUCAGGUAUUCUUUCCUGACAUUGUUUUUGGAAUAAAGAGUAUUUUCACAAUAUUUUAAGAUAUAUAAUCCAAAAUUUCUUCAACAUUGACUUUUAUAAUUGCCAUUCUAAAACAGCUUAAAGUUUUCAUAAAAUUUGUAUUUUUAAAUGAAAGCUCUAAAUAUAUUUUACUUGUAUAUCACUUUCUAAAUGAAGACUAGUUUACUGAGGAUGAUAUAUUUUAAUGUUGCAUUCUCUAUAGUAUGAUUAGUAAUCAGUGAGAAUAAAUGAUUUAAAUUCAUUUGUUUGUGGGCCUUACACCUGCUUCCUGCCAUCAUCAUUAACAUUCAGUCUUGCUUUUUGUACAGUUCUGUGGUGUAUCUUGAAUGUUAAGCUUAUUCAUGUGGGGGCUAGGCUAUAGCUUAGUAGUAGAGAGCUUGCCUAGCAUAUAUGAGAUCCUGGGCUUAAUCCCUGCGAUUAACAAACAAGAUCAACUCUAUAAAAUUUUAAAGAAUGCCUGUAUAACUAAUCUGUUCCAGAAAAAUUUCAAUUUUAGGCUUGGGUCACCAUUAAUUGGGAUUGUAAAAUGUACAUUUCAGGGCUUAGGGUGUUGCUCAAUACCAGAGUGUUUGCUAGCAUGUGAUAGGCCCUGCAUUUCAUCCUCAGCACUAAGUCAGGGAAAAGCUUGCACUCAGAAAAUCAUAAGCUUUUUGGAUAAUGUGGUUUGUUUGCCUCUAGGUAAUUUGUGCAGUGUGGCGGAAAGAGGAAUCAGGCACAUUUCUCUUUCCCCUUGACCUAAGGAAGAUUCUCUCAUCUAGCACAGAAAUCUUUUUGUUUUUUUAGUUUGUUUUUUGAGGGUCUAUCUAGUUCAGGCUGGCUUCAAACUCCUGGUGAUCCUCCUGCCUCAGUUUGCUGAGUGCUGGGAUUUCAGACAUUCACCACCAUGCCUACCUAGAAGCCUAAAGGACUGCUACUGAUUAUAUCAAAUUUGAGAGUACAGUGCUUCUGCCUGUUGAUUACUAUCUGUCGGUUUAUAUACAAGGAAAAGAUAAUACAAAAGACAAGUUGGAAGAGACAGAAGACAAAUUUGCAGUAUUGAGAAGAUGAAGGCUAAGCCAGCACAUGGGUUAAUAAGAAAGUGACAAUUGGAUACAAGUGAAGUCAUUUUUUUGUGCCUCUGUAGUACCCAAAUUGACAAGGGAACCUUAGGAAGUCUGUAGCUUUUUCCCCAGGUAAAUACUACCAGGUUGUAAGUACUAUUUCUGUUCAUCCAUCACAAUAUAUUUCACUUUCUUACCUACUUUGAGAAUCACUGCAAAUAUUUAAACAAGUUUACUUGGCCUUAAAUCAUCUUCCUGCUUUGUGAAACUUAAUUGUAUUAUUUAGAUAUUUGGCAGAAGUGAGUAAAACAAUUUAAGAUUAAAAUUGAGCUGUGAAAGAA
Messenger RNA from Cavia porcellus (domestic guinea pig), 3160 nucleotides. It is a transcript of the gene Rnft1, whose product is annotated as ring finger protein, transmembrane 1. Bases 101 to 1438 code for a protein of 445 amino acids. Gene Ontology annotation, molecular function: ubiquitin protein ligase activity. Gene Ontology annotation, cellular component: endoplasmic reticulum. The transcript is spliced from 10 exons. NCBI's taxonomy places the organism in Eukaryota, Metazoa, Chordata, Mammalia, Rodentia, Caviidae. The record is from RefSeq and is a predicted model, not a curated record. Gene Ontology annotation, biological process: positive regulation of ERAD pathway.